AUAAAAUUGUAGAAAUUAUAUAUAAUUGAUGCGAAAGGCGUGUUUAACGGGAGAGUUGUGAACAAGAAGAAGACUCAAAAACUUCUCUCAAUUCUAAAAGCUCGAUUUUUUUAUUUUUUUUUGGUUCCUUCAAACUUCAAAGUAAAAUCAUGGCAAUUUUCGAUCUUUCGUCGAAAUCAUUCGAUAGCCAUUUGAAUUUUCCGAGAACUUUCGAUGAUCAUUCAGAUUCCGGCGUCUGUUCGCCUCCUCUGUGGAGAACGAGUCCACCGAAAAGUCCUGCUCAUCUUCACAACAAUUACCAGAAUCUCUCACCUGUUACGAAGGCUCAAGUCAUCGCUCGUGGUCAGCGUGAGCUUAUGGAUAUGGUUAGUAAGAUGCCCGAGUCGUGUUACGAGCUUUCGUUGAAGGAUCUCGUUGAGGUUAACACGGAGGAGGAGAAGGUGUUCGAUGAAAUGCCUCAGAGAGAAAAAAAGCCGAGGAAAGUCGUGAGGAAGACGAAGAGUGAUAAAUGGGUGGAUCCGAUUCGAAACGGAGGUGUUAAUAAUAGUGGGUUUCUUCUGAAACUGGUGUUUCCUGUUAGCUUGGGUGCUAAGAAAAAGACUAAUAAGAAGAAAGAUAAUGAUGAUGAUGAUUCUUCUGUGACAAGUAAAAGGUCUUGGAUUUCUUCUCCUAGACCUUCGAUCUCUGAUCUGUCGAUGAAACGAGAGGAUAAAGAUUGGUGGAAGGAUGGAUUGUCAGAAUCUCGUAGGAGUCAAAGUGUUGUCUCGAGGAUCAACAGUGGGAGCUCAAAGAGCAGUGGUGGUAGUAGCAGUAGAAGCAAUAGUGAUCGAAGCCGAAACAGUCUAAGGUAUCCACAAACUCUGGCCAAUUUAUUUAGGAAUCCGUUGAGGUGUUUUGCAUCUAGUUCUAGAAUUUGCUUUUUCUGAGCUUUGUUUUUCUUGAUAGUUUCCUUUAGUGUUGAAUUGUUUUGUGAUAGUCUUCUCUCUUCAUCAUGUGAAUCGUGUAAAGAGUUUGUGAAAUUGGUCGUUUUUUUUCGUUGGUGGGUUUGAAGUUAAUGGUCAUGGAAAGUGUCAAUUUAGUUGCGUUGGUUGCACGAGAUUUUGACCUCAAGUUUUAGACUUCUUUGAGGGAUUUGAACUAUAUGCCUAAGUCUCUUUGUCUAUUUUUCCUAAUUUUGUAACACAAUCUCUUGUGCCGUCGCUACAACUUUUGGUGUUCUAAAUGUUUAAAUUGUGGGGUUUCUUAACACAGGGAUGAAAACAGGGGAUGCUUAUCUUUCCUCUGGAAUGUACAUCCACGAGAUUGAAAUGAAAAAGUUCUUCAAUGGUUAUUCACUUCUUUGGCUAAGAAGACUAACCGGUUCAUAUACUCGAGACACGUUUAGUGGAGUCUAUAAAACCAGAGGACAUGAACAUCGUCUUCAAUGUACCACAAAGAUUCUAUCUUUCUUCUUCUUCUUGUGGUUCUCUGAGUUUUUAUUUUUGUAAGUCUACGCAAUGUAUCUAUAGAGUUCUUGAUAAUGAUUUGUAGAUAGAUACUUCAGCGUUUGCUAACAUAAAACAUUAAUAAUAGUGUACCAAUGUUCAUCAAUAAAUAUCAAAAUUUUAUGUUUUUUGAAAUCUUAUGUACUUGAUUCACUACCGACUACUUAAUAAGUAAUCGUUGCCUUCACUUCAACUUCAAC
Messenger RNA from Arabidopsis thaliana (thale cress), 1684 nucleotides. RefSeq names its product patatin-like phospholipase domain protein. Bases 150 to 926 code for a protein of 258 amino acids. The transcript has a single exon. The record is from RefSeq and is marked reviewed. Lineage: Eukaryota; Viridiplantae; Streptophyta; Magnoliopsida; Brassicales; Brassicaceae.